Molecule: messenger RNA, 1728 nt
Organism: Austrofundulus limnaeus
Lineage: Eukaryota; Metazoa; Chordata; Actinopteri; Cyprinodontiformes; Rivulidae
Gene: gkap1
Product: G kinase anchoring protein 1
Exons: 12
Coding region: 131-1288 (385 amino acids)
Biological process (GO): signal transduction
Cellular component (GO): Golgi apparatus
Source: RefSeq, a predicted model, not a curated record
CAGCUAGUACGAGAAAAACAAAAGAUAAACCAGAGGCUUUAAGGGGUUUUUCGUCGACUGGCAAGGAUAACAACUUUAGUACUUGUUAGCUAACAAAAGCUGCUAGCUCGGGUUUUCCGUCAGUCACGCUAUGGCAUCGUCCGCUAUGAUCACCGUCCCCACCACCGCCUCCCGGUUUGCGCUGCUCCAGAUUGAUUCCGACUCGGAUACGGACACCUCGGAGCCGGGGAAGUCGAAUGCCAAAACCGGRAAAGAGUCCUCCGGGAAGCCUCGACAAGGAGGGAAGGCAGGGGCAGCAGCUGGGGGAAAGGCUGCUCAGGCUCAGAGCAACGACAAGAAGAAAGACAAGAAAAAGAAGAAGAAGGAGCAGCAGCAAAGCGAGGCAAGUGAGUUGCGUAAUCUGGCCUUCAAGAAGAUUCCUCAGAAGUCCUGCGCCCCGCAGUCCUGCAUGACGCUGUCGGGAAUUGCCAGCGACCUUCUUAACCCGGCAUCAGGAGAACAUGGCGUACCCUCAGAGGGGUGGCAGCAGUGGAAGCAGCGAGACGAACAGAUGACCACAGAACUUUAUGAAGCUGAUUUGGAAAAGGCCUUGAUUCUAAGUAAACUGGAGUAUGAACAACAGAAACAGAGCAACACAAACGCAUUUUCACCUAAAUCACGAGGAGCUAAAGACGGCGGGGUGAAGAAGGACAAGAAGAAGAAUCAACAGGCAAAAGACAAAAAGACGGUUUCUCUGCAGGACUUUCAAGCUGAAGAACAUCUUAGUAGAAAACAAGAAAAGGAGGACUCCAGAGUGUCAAACCCAGCAUUAAGAACCGGACAGGAGGAGCGUUUUUUCAAUAAACUAGAAGAUGAUGUAAGUCGAAUUAUCCAAAGGGAGAAAAGACGUGAGCAGUAUUCUAACAGCCAGGGUCAAGAGGUCAACACAUCCACGGAACACGAACCGGACCCUCGAACAGAACAACUGAAGUACGAUCUGGAGAAGAAGGACCGGGAGAUUGAUCAGCUAAAGAAGACCAUCUCACAGUGGGAGGUGAAAUACAAAGAGGUGAAAGCAAGAAAUGCCCAGCUCCUUAAGAUGCUCCAGCAGGGAGAGAUGAAGGACAAAGCAGAAAUUCUUCUACAGGUAGAAGAACUGCUGCAUAUUAAAGAAGAAUUAUCAUCACAGGUAACAUUAUUACAUGCUGCUCUUGAACAAGAAAGAUCUAAAGUUAAAGGGCUACAGUCUGAACAACCAAAACAUCAGGGAAACAAGAAGGGGAAGAAAGCUGCCGAGUCGGAUCUAUGAAGGAGGAACAAAUCGUGUCUGGAGAUUAUUUUAAAAAAAGAAAAAGAGCAGAGCUAAAGAACUACUGCUCAAAAUUAAUAUCCUCUUCUCUUUUUAUUAUUUUAUAAUUUUUUUCCAAAGUGGGAAUUCUAUUCAGCCUGCAUGUCCCUCUAAACACACACGUAUACAUACAUACACACACAACGUACACUCCCAACAUGGCAUGCUGUGUUCACAACUGAGCAAGAUUUACAGAAGCUUUUCAGAGUAACUGAGUGACUUUGUUUGUGUUGAGAUGCCUGCUGGGUGCUCUGUGUUUCCCCUUUGUGGUGCCUCAGCAUCCCAAGGACUGUCCCAAGACUCUGGGCCAGUCUUUUCAGGGGUUUUGUUGUCAAAACGACUGUUUCAAAUGUAUGCUUUUUUUCCUCACUGAGUAAAUAAAAUCUCUUCAGUGAAGAAAA